Messenger RNA from Saccostrea cuccullata (small rock oyster), 1206 nucleotides. RefSeq lists its product as uncharacterized. Gene Ontology annotation, biological process: DNA integration. NCBI's taxonomy places the organism in Eukaryota, Metazoa, Mollusca, Bivalvia, Ostreida, Ostreidae. The record is from RefSeq and is a predicted model, not a curated record. Bases 1 to 1206 code for a protein of 401 amino acids. The transcript has a single exon. Gene Ontology annotation, molecular function: nucleic acid binding.
AUGAAGAAGAAGAAGAAGAAGGGAAUAGAAGACAUUUUAACAGAGAUUUAUUACGAUCCUAAGAGAGGAUAUGGAGGCAUACAGACUUUGUAUCGUCAGGUCAAAAGUCUGGGGCAUAAGAUUUCUUUGAAUACCAUACGAGAAUGGUUAAAAGAGCAAGAUACCUAUACCUUACAUAAACCCAUUCAUAGAAAAUUCCGGAGACAACAGACCAGAGUGACGGAUAUAGACGAACAAUGGCAAUUAGAUUUAGCCGAUGUGUCCAGUUUAAAGAAAUACAAUGACGGCUAUACUUUUUUAUUGUGUGCCAUUGACGUCUUAUCUAAAUAUGCUUGGGUGGUGCCUUUAAAACAGAAAACGGGGAAAGAAAUGAUUCGAGGAUUACAAGAGAUUUUCCGACAAGACGAUCGACGCCCCGUCCGCAUUCAAUCGGAUCAAGGCAAAGAAUUUACCAAUCGAGAAUUCUUACAGGCGUUUAAAUCCAUUCAUUUCUUUACCACUCGCAAUACGGACACCAAAGCCAGUAUCGUGGAAAGAUUUCAGAGAACCCUCAAAGCACGCAUGUGGCGGUAUUUCACUCGGAAUAAGACCAGACGGUAUUUAGAGAUCUUACCGGAUUUAGUGUAUGCUUACAAUCAUACUUAUCAUCGCAGUAUCCAAAGAACCCCAGCUCAAGUGAAGCCCUCGAAUGUGUUAAAAGUCUGGAAAACUUUAUAUGGGGAAUCAUCACCUAAACCAAAACCCCCCAAGUUUAAAACAGGAGAUAAAGUGCGCAUCAGUAAAGCUAAACGCACUUUUGAAAAAGGAUAUUUACCGAACUGGACCACGGAAAUAUUUACCAUUGCUCAACGAGUCCCCGGUCGGAAUCCUUACGUGUAUCGAGUACAAGAUUACAACCAGGAGGAAUUAGAAGGGACAUUUUACGAGAAAGAAUUACAACAGAUCAUUAAAAAAGACGACGUGUACGAAGUGGAGGAAAUCUUGGGGUAUAAAAAGCGACGAGUCAAGAAGUCAAAGUCCGGUGAAAAGGAUAUCCCCCUAGUUUCGAUUCAUGGAUUCCCCAAACGGAAUUCAUCAAAUAACACCUCAUUGGAAAUGUUGUGGAGAGAAUAUUCCUCGAGAAGAAAUUGUGUAUUUUGCUCAAUUAUUCAUUUGUAUUUCCCUUAUCAUCACCAGUGUGGUCAUGUUAGCUUUACACGAUUCUAA